Molecule: messenger RNA, 237 nt
Organism: Lodderomyces jiufengensis
Lineage: Eukaryota; Fungi; Ascomycota; Pichiomycetes; Serinales; Debaryomycetaceae
Exons: 2
Coding region: 1-237 (78 amino acids)
Cellular component (GO): mitochondrion
Source: RefSeq, a predicted model, not a curated record
AUGUCGGUCACAGAAUUUCCACCACUACUCACAGAAGAUGAAUGUCAAAAAUAUAAAGUUCCAUUGAAAUGGAGAGAUAGAUGUGCAGCAUAUUUUGCAUUAUUUCAAACUUGUUUAAUAAGACAAUCUGCAAAUUCAUCAGUAAGUUGUAAACAUGAUAAACAUGCAUGGGAAGAAUGUGAAAACUUAGAUUUAAUAAGAAGAAAACAAAUUUUGAAAGAGGCUAAAGCUGAAUAA